Molecule: messenger RNA, 495 nt
Organism: Verticillium alfalfae VaMs.102
Lineage: Eukaryota; Fungi; Ascomycota; Sordariomycetes; Glomerellales; Plectosphaerellaceae
Exons: 2
Coding region: 1-495 (164 amino acids)
Source: RefSeq, a predicted model, not a curated record
AUGGCAGCCUACAUGGCCUCCCUCCCGCAGGAGAUAGCAGCUCUGGUGGCCACGGACGACUGCCAGCUACCCGACGAAUUUAGCAUCCAGAACUUUUUCGCCGAAUCGGCUGACGGCGGCAAGACACUGAACUCGUUUGAGUUUGGCUUUCUGGACGACAGCACGACCGUAGACACAUCCUGUCUCUUCAACUCCACAUCCAAGGCCGUCAACGACGACGGGAGGACCCCAAGAUACAGCUGCAACGACGCUCGUGUCAACUUCAUCUGGCAAAAUGGGUCCCUGACGCUGAUCGAGGGCGUAUGUGCUGGUGAAGAUGGUGCGGCUGACUAUGAGGCAUCCGGUACGGCACCCGUGGCUAUUACUUGUACCGGCGGCAAUGCUACAGCCGCCAACAAUGCCACGGCUACCGGUGGAAGCAACUGCAAGGCCGAUUCGGCGGACAUCCAAGCCAAGUUCUUCAGCAUCCAGCCUGUGGCACCCAAGUUUGAGUGA